AUGCAUGCGAAACAUCCAAGAAGAACUUGCUCCUUCACAUCGGAACUCAAACCACUCAUGGAAUUCCUAGCUGAACACACGAAGAAUGUGAAGUGUCCAAUGGUUUUGACUCAUAUCUUUAACAAGUACAGAGAUGAACGAAAUAUGAAAUCAUUGCCAGGACAGAUUCAACGCAAUUUCCGAACAUAUCUCUCACCGAUCAUUCAUACUUUCUCAGAAUUUGAAGAUGAAGUACUUGUGAAGAUUUUUUAUGCGACGAGUACGCCAGUGGAUGAAGAAUUUUUGAAAAAACUCAGAAUAACUGCCGAAGUGACAGUGGAUGAAAGCCAGCGAAUCUGUAAAUACGAAUCAGGAAGUCUUAGAUUGAAUGGAAAACACGUCAAGCUCUCCGGAUAUAGUCGUCUGAAAAGAAGAUCAACUGAUCCAUCAUACGGUCGAGAGAGAAAAACAAAUAAUAAUAAUAAUAAAAGAAGAUCGGAACCAUUCUCUUUCGUUCCGAACCCUGUUCCUGCCCCUGUUCUUGCCCCUGUUCUUGCUUCGGUCCCCGCUCCCGUUCCAGACCCUUUUUCUGUUCCCGCUCCUCAAAUGAAUCAAAAUCCUCACGGAACCGCUGUCGCCACAAACUCGUCCAUCCCGUUGUCUCCACCGAAUUGCCUGGGAAUGUCUGCAGUACCUGGAAUAAAUCCAAUUUGCAAUCCAAUGAUAACGCCGGAAUCGUUGGUCGAAAAUCAAUUCUUCAAUAUGAUGAGCGUUUUUGUUAAUUCGAUGACUAGUAUGAUUGAGUCGCAGCAACAUUUUCUGGUGAAUAUGGUUGAGAAAAUAUAUAUUCAAUCACUUCAGAAGAAGAAUGGAUCAUCUGAAACAUCCGAAAUUCCGGGCACGGCCGAACCUCCCGAAAUAGUCGAAACUACCACAAGCUUGCCGCAUUUUCUGAAAUUCUCCAAGUGCAUUCUCUCCUUUUUAAACUGCGAAGAACUCAACAAUUUAUCCAAACACUACGAUAAAUAUCUAGAGAAUCUCGGCACUGAAGACGCAGCAAUCCCAAAUGAAAAACUUAUUUUGGCUCUUGAAGUCCUAUUCUCGGUCUCAUUGUCGGCAAACGUCGUUUCGGUGGCAAAGCCAAAUGAAAGAACUAAUGCCAAGCACUUCAUAUCGCUCAUUGAAAAUUUCGUCUCAUCAGAACUCAAUUAUCCGCAAUUUCGGAAACUCGAUGAAAAACUUAAGAAGAAGAUCGCAUCAUUGGAAGAAAAUAGUCGUAUCCCAAUUGAAAAUCUGAAAUUGGCAUUUGAAGCCGCACUUGCCAUAGUCUCCAAGGAGCUUCAUGGAAAUGAGUCCGAAGUACCAGAGUCUGUUGAAGUCAAACAGGAGAUCACAUCCGUAUAA
Caenorhabditis remanei is the source of this 1383-nucleotide messenger RNA. RefSeq lists its product as uncharacterized. Lineage: Eukaryota; Metazoa; Nematoda; Chromadorea; Rhabditida; Rhabditidae. The record is from RefSeq and is a predicted model, not a curated record. The coding region runs from base 1 to 1383 and encodes 460 amino acids. The transcript has 3 exons.